CAUCCGGCAUGCAUUUGCGACGUUUUGCGGCAUUGACUGGAAACGGACAGAAUUCCUUGUUCACAGAACUGAUACAAAGUGGGAAUAGCAAUUCUGUCAAUUUCAUUGGUGAGGAAUAGUUGUGAAAGAUCUAGAAUGGGAUAUGAUAUUGAACGAUUUAUCGGCUAUGUAAACGAAGGUCUUUUGUGUUGCAUUUGCCGAGACGUGUUGGAGAAUCCAUUACAGGCUCCAUGUGAGCACGCCUUCUGUACGUCAUGUAUUCAUGGGUGGCUCAUACAGAACCACAACUGCCCCGAAGAUCGGCAGACCCUGGACACAUCCAUGCUUCGACCACUAUUCAGGUAUAUGCGAAAUGAUUUGAAUCGGCUACAGAUGUGGUGCAGAAAUAAGCAACACGGCUGUGAAACAAUCUGUUCUUUAGAAGCGAUUGACAGACAUGAAAGUGAGUGUGAAUACAGCCGGGUUCCCUGCUUAAAUGCGGGUUGUACUGUUCAAGUAGAACGACGCGGUCUGGAAGCUCACAUGGCAGUGUGUGAAUGCCGAAGCCGGGAAUGCUCCAAUGGUUGUGGUUACGCCAUGCUCAGUGCAGAUGACGCUCAGCACAACUGUAUAGCGGAACUGAGGACGGAACUGGAAUUGCUAAGGUCUGAGAUGAUUUGUAAAGUUGAAGAAGUAAAGCAUGAAAUGGAAUCCCGUUUAGAUUCUCAAAGAAGACACAUGGUACAGAAAGAGAGCUUCCUGCAAAAUGAAAUCGAGGAGCUUAAAAGCCAGCUGUCUCGUGUGAUGUCGGAUAUGCGGACACUGGUGGCCGAAGAAAGGAAGCAUCGUCAGGAAGUGGAACAAGCCGAACUGGAGAAGAGGGAGCUAGUAGAGUUGCUAAAGAGCUGGAAUAAAGAGAGCAGGCUUCUCAAUGGAGAAGGGGGCAGCAAGAGAACCACUGCUGUCAGACCCCCCAACCGAAUGGAAAGCAUCAAACGGAAGCCGAAGGAGGUCACCGUUAUCUAAAUGAUGGGUUACUGAAUUAGCCAUGAAUGCAUUUCCCUCGUUUGUUUUAAAUGGGUUCAAAUUUUUUUUGCUUUGCCCAGUUAGAACACAGCAUUUAAUUGAGUACUACAUAGGACACAAUACAUUACAGGCCCUUUGGCCCACAAUGUUAUGCUGACCUUUAAAUCCACUCUAAGAUCAAUCUAACCCCUUCCCUCCUACAUAUCACUGUUUUUCCUAUCAUCCGUAUGCCUUCUAAGAGUCUCUCAAAUACCCAUUGUAUAUCGCCUCUGCUAUCACUUGUAGGGCAUUCCACACCCAACACUAAAUCUGUGUCUAAUAAAAACAAACCUCGCACAUCUUUCCCGCCCUCCCCACCAUACUUUCCUCCAAACACCUUAAAAUUAUGCCCCUUCAUAUUAGCCAUUUCAGCCCUGGGCAAGCAUUUCUGGCUGUCCUCUCUAGCCAUACCUCUUAUCAUGUUGUACACCCCUAGUAAGUCAGCACUCAACCUUGUACAAAAAGGUCUGGCUCACCCAAGCAUUCUUCAUUAGACAUGCCCUCCAGUCCAGGCAGAAUCCUGCUAAAUCUCCUGUGCACCCUCUCCGGGGAAAAUGUUUCUGCCACUUAAAUAAAUAUAGGCAGAACUGAAACAACAGGAAUUCUGCAGAUGCUGGAAAUUCAAGCAACACACAUCAAAGUUGCUGGUGAACGCAGCAGGCCAGGCAGCAUCUCUAGGAAGAGGCGCAGUCGACGUUUCAGGCCGAGACCCUUCGUCAGGACUAACUGAAAGAAGAGCUAGUAAGAGAUUUGAAAGUGGGAGGGGGAGGGGGAGAUC
Molecule: messenger RNA, 1822 nt
Organism: Mobula hypostoma (lesser devil ray)
Lineage: Eukaryota; Metazoa; Chordata; Chondrichthyes; Myliobatiformes; Myliobatidae
Gene: rnf41l
Product: ring finger protein 41, like
Exons: 7
Coding region: 136-1005 (289 amino acids)
Molecular function (GO): zinc ion binding
Source: RefSeq, a predicted model, not a curated record